Messenger RNA from Dothidotthia symphoricarpi CBS 119687, 1422 nucleotides. RefSeq lists its product as uncharacterized. The record is from RefSeq and is a predicted model, not a curated record. The transcript is spliced from 5 exons. Bases 1 to 1422 code for a protein of 473 amino acids. Lineage: Eukaryota; Fungi; Ascomycota; Dothideomycetes; Pleosporales; Dothidotthiaceae.
AUGGCUGAUCAAGAAGUUGCUACAGACGGAGAGCGACGUGAUUAUCCAACGAAAUGGUACCGUUCAUCGUUGUUUAACAUAACUAUCCUUGGCCUAUGCAACUUCUCGGCUCCAGGCAUCUGGGGUGCAAUGAACUCACUUGGGGCUGGAGGAUCACAGUCACCCAAUCUAGUCAAUGCUGGGAAUUCACUUACUUUCUGUUUGAUGGUUGUAAGCUGUUACUUCAGCAGCGUGCUUGUGCGUUACAUUGGAAUCAAAGGAGCUUUGAUCUUUGGAACUCUUGGAUACGCUCCCUAUGCGGCAGAUAAAGCACUUUAUUGCAAUAACCAAUUUGGAACCGAAUGGUUCAUCUAUCUUGGGUCGGCUUUAUGCGGCAUCUCAGCAGGUGUCUUCUGGACGGCUGAAGCUGCUAUAGCCAUAGCAUAUCCAGAGCCUUGGAACAAAGGCAAGGCGCUGGGGUACUGGCUCACAUACAGUCGUUUUGGUCAGAUCCUCGGAGGUGCUAUCAACCUGGGUCUUAACGCGGAUCGUGACGAAGCAGGCCAAGUAUCACAUACAGUUUACCUUGUAUUCAUUGCACUACAAUGUAUCGGUCCGUUUGUUGCGUUUUUCUUAAACAGUCCAAGCAAAGUUCAGAGGAAAGAUGGCAAAAAGGUCAAUCUGGCAAUUCUGCAGAAUCCUUGGGCGGAGAUCAAGGCGACUACGAAGCUCUUCUUUACAAAGAGAUUCUUGCUGAUUCUUCUCUGGAUUGGGCAAUCUGUUUUCGCUGAAGCGGUUUAUUUCACAUACCUUGCCUUAUGGUUUACAGUUCGUGCUCGCGCCCUAGGAUCCUUCUUGUCUGGUAUUGUUGCUGUGAUAAUCGGCAACCUUUUAGGCACAUGGCUUGAUCGUGCGAGCGUCUCGCUUCGCACGCGUUCCCGCAGUGCAUUCUGGGUGAUUGCUGUUCUUCAGGGUGCCUGGUGGAUUUGGGCCACGAUACUCGUUACAGAGUUCAGAUCCUCUCAACCAACAUACGACUGGACGUCCCCAGGCUUUGGCCGCGCCUUUCCCGUAUUCAUUUUCCUUACCACCGGUUUUCAGAUGAACUAUCUAUUCUUGUACUUCAUCAUCGGAAAUCUCGCGGACGACGAGUCAGACGUGGUACGAUAUGCUGCUCUACUCAGGGGUACUGAGUCGGCGUGGCAGGCAAUCAGCUACGGUAUUACGUCAGUCACACUGUUUGCAGAAGUUGGGGCUGUUUAUUGGAAUUUCGCCUUAUGGGCUGCUGCAAUCUGGCCUGCCUGGUUGGUCCUGCGAGAAUUUGGCAACAAUGGCGAAACAUCGAUUGAGCAGUCUGGUAAUGAGAAAAUAGGCUCACCGGUAGAUUCCGUCACCAACGUAACCCCACAAGGUGACAAGAUAAUUGUGGGUGGAUAUAGAUGA